AUGUAUGUUGCGUACUUUCUGUUUGGCGUGCUGUUUUCGAAGGCGAAAGGGGGGUAAGACGGCUAAGUUAGCAACCUGGUCACAGUUUUACUGGCUAUCGUACCUUCUUCAGUUGUUCGUUGUUUUGCUUACAAGCUAACUAGCUCUAGUAGUGGUUGUUGUAAUGGUUCCCAGGAUGUGCUAGGCAACUUACAAACUUAUUUCCAGGCUAGGUCGCUAACUAGCGAUAACUGCACUACGGUCUGGAAACCAAGCCAACUGACAGAAUAUGCCAUCAGUUGAACACCAGAGUGGGUCUGGUACUGUCGGGGAAAGCUUGGCUCUCCCUGCUUCCGCGAUGGCGGCUUGCGGUUGGCUGAAGGUCGCUGGAAGCUUCGCGGCGCCGGGUCCGUCCAGACUACUCCGCCCGCUGGCUUUGUGUCCGAUCCCGGCCAGCAGGUGCCUGGCCUCUCGAACGUCGUCAUUGUGUCGACGAAUGAGUUCCAUAAGAAAAACGGACCACUUGGAGAGAACAGCCAACAACUCCCGACAGAUGGCUGUGUUCCCGGCGAAGGUUUGUGGGAUCAAGAACGAGUCGGACUCUGUGAGACGACUCCGUCUGUCCGUCCCCCAUCCGGAUUUCACCUUCAAAGCGGGGCAGUGGGUGGACUUCUUCAUCCCCGGCCAGGAGAAGGUGGGCGGGUUCUCCAUCUGCUCGAGCCCCGCCCUGCUGCGAGGGGAGGGCGUGAUUGAGCUGGCCGUCAAGUACGCCGAGCACCCGCCGGCCCACUGGAUCCACCGCUCGUGCAGGCUGGAUUCAGAGGUGGCCGUCCGAGUGGGCGGGGACUUCUUCUUUGACCCCGCCCCUACGGGCCCGGCGGUGGACCUGCUGCUGGUGGCGGGCGGAGUGGGGAUUAACCCCCUGUACUCCAUCCUGCUGCAUGCGCUGGACCUGCAGCGCCACCACCAGGCAGCAGGCCAGGGCUACAAGCCAGGAGCCGUGCAGCUCUGCUACAGUGCCAAGAACACCCAGGAGCUGCUGUUCAAGAGGUCGAUCGUGGAGGCCUGUCAGGAGUUCCCCGGAAAGUUCUUCUGUGACUUCCACCUCACGCGCCAGAGCGAAGCCGUGGACCCGCAGCUGCAGCCCUUCAUCAGCGGUGGCAGGAUAUCUGAGCAGGUUCUAAGGGAGCACCUGGAGAGGCUGGCGCGGGCGGGGCAGCGGGAGACUCUGUGCUACCUGUGCGGGCCGCCGCCCAUGAUCGAGAGCGUCUCCGAGCACCUGCAGCACCUGGGCCUGCCCCCCCACAGGAUCCUGUUUGAGAAGUGGUGGUAGCCCCGCCCACUGCCGGCCCAAGCCCCGCCCACCUACACCUGGAUCUCGGCGUCUGAAAUCCUCCCCUGCCUUCCACUGACAGAAUCACAGCGGUGUGAGCGCGGUCUGACCGUACUGCCCCGCCCGCCCCGCCCCGCCCCCAGCCCCUGCACCCUGGCAUGCCCCCGCGGGGCACCUGAGCACACGUGUGCUGACUCCAGGCGUGUUGUAGGAGGCAUGUUGCAGGCGUGUUGAUUCGGCAGGACUCUUGUUUGCCACGUUGGAUUUUAUGGUUCACUCCUCUUCUGAAGACAGAAAUAUGCGCACAUCACCUUUUAUUUAUUUUCAAAUGAGAAUGUGUCAUGUUCUUUUUAAACAAUAAUUUUUGUUAUAAUUAUGCAUUGUAAUAAUAAUAUAACAUAUAAUAAUAUAUAAUAAUAAUAAUAACCGA
Molecule: messenger RNA, 1742 nt
Organism: Anguilla anguilla (European eel)
Lineage: Eukaryota; Metazoa; Chordata; Actinopteri; Anguilliformes; Anguillidae
Gene: oxnad1
Product: oxidoreductase NAD-binding domain containing 1
Exons: 8
Coding region: 269-1312 (347 amino acids)
Cellular component (GO): mitochondrion
Molecular function (GO): oxidoreductase activity
Source: RefSeq, a predicted model, not a curated record